GGUUGGGAUUCGGAAAAUUUCCUUCUGUGCAGCUCCAUAAACAAGACUAAUAAGGUGACAUGGCCUGACGAGCGGAGGAACGUUUUGUGAGCACUUCGAGCUGCGGAUUUGUUCUCUUUUUUCGAGUUUCCGAAUCAACGACCAAUUAACGGUAAAGAAAACCCAAAUGGGCGAUAAGAACCGCAAGAGAGGACGAAAACCUAAAAAUUCCGAUGCAUCCACCACCGCCGUUCCGCAAACCCUAGAUACCACCGCGACCGACGACGUCGUUGUAGACCCCGCCUCUGACAACGACCGCCGGCCGCGCCUCAGGGGCCGCCCUAAGAAGCAUUCCAAGCUCUCUCCCGACAAGCCCGAGAAGCGUUCCAUCUCCUCCAGUGGUCCUGCCGUUGAGAAUGGGAGCGUGGAGUUAGCCCUGGUUUCUGGAAACGGUGUUACUUUAGGGUUUUCUGGGGAUGGGGUGCCCGGGGGAGCUGUGGAGAGGGUGGUGCCGGCAAUGGACGCGGUGGUGAAGGUGUUCUGCACGCACACGGAGCCUAAUUUCUCGUUGCCUUGGCAGAGGAAGAGGCAGUACAGCUCCAGCAGUAGUGGCUUCGUUAUUGGUGGAAGGAGGGUCUUGACGAAUGCUCACUCUGUAGAGCAUUAUACUCAAGUCAAGCUUAAAAAACGUGGUUCAGAUACUAAAUACCUUGCUACCGUGCUGGCUAUUGGUACCGAGUGUGAUAUAGCCAUGCUUACUGUUAAUGAUGAUGAGUUUUGGGAAGGGAUCUCACCUGUGGAUUUUGGAGAAUUGCCUGCACUUCAAGAUGCUGUGACUGUUGUAGGUUACCCAAUCGGGGGAGACACAAUUUCCGUGACAAGUGGUGUUGUAUCACGGAUAGAAAUCCUGUCAUAUGUUCAUGGAUCCACUGAGCUUCUGGGUCUGCAGAUAGAUGCUGCCAUUAACUCAGGAAAUUCUGGUGGGCCUGCCUUCAAUGAUAAAGGCAAAUGUGUCGGUAUUGCAUUUCAGUCACUUAAACAUGAAGACGCAGAGAAUAUAGGGUAUGUCAUACCAACACCAGUCAUCAUGCACUUCAUCUUAGACUAUGAGAAAAAUCGCGCAUAUACAGGAUUCCCUAUUCUUGGGGUUGAGUGGCAGAAAAUGGAAAAUCCUGAUCUCCGUACGGCAAUGGGUAUGAAGUCUCAUCAGAAGGGUGUCCGCAUUAGAAGAAUCGAUCCCACUGCCCCGGAAUCUGAGGUUUUGAAGCCAUCAGAUAUUAUUCUCAGCUUUGAUGCUGUUGAUAUUGCAAAUGAUGGAACAGUACCUUUUCGCCAUGGAGAACGCAUAGGUUUCAGCUACCUUGUCUCUCAAAAAUAUACUGGGGAUAAUGCAGCAAUUAAGGUUCUUCGUGAAAAUGAGAUCCUAAGCUUCAACAUCAAACUUUCAUCUCAUAGAAAGCUCAUUCCAUCACACAACAAGGGGAAACAUCCCUCAUAUUAUAUCAUUGCUGGAUUUGUGUUUACAUCUGUAUCUGUUCCAUAUCUCCGUUCAGAGUACGGGAAAGAAUAUGAAUAUGAAGCUCCUGUCAAGCUUUUGGACAAGCUUAUGCAUUCCAUGCCACAAUCUCCAGAUGAGCAGCUUGUUGUGGUUUCUCAGGUGCUUGUCGCAGAUAUUAAUAUUGGGUAUGAGGAAAUUGUGAACACACAGGUUCUUGCGUUUAAUGGUAAGCCGGUGAAGAAUCUGAAGAGCUUGGCCACCAUGGUGGAGAACUGUGAUGAUGAGUUUCUGAAGUUUGAUCUAGACUAUCACCAGAUAGUGGUUCUGCGGACAAAGACUGCCAAGGCAGCUACUGUAGAUAUUCUUACAACUCAUUGCAUACCAUCUCCUAUGUCGGAUGAUCUUAAACCAGGAAUUUAGGUUUAGUAUAUAUAGCAAUACUUAGUCAUAAACCUGCGUAUAAUCCCCAUUUUGUUUUAUAGAUAUGGAUUGUUAUUUUAUAAGUUACCCCGGUGACUUGCUACAUUAAUUGUUUUCUAGGUUCUUGCCUCCCUAGAUGGCACUGGGAUAUCGAUUGUUUUUUUUUUUUUUGCCCUUUCUAAAAUGGUGUAAACUUGACUUCAAUUUUCAAUCUCAAGAGAGGGGGGCAGCUUUAAAUCCUCA
Tripterygium wilfordii is the source of this 2140-nucleotide messenger RNA. Its product is annotated as protease Do-like 9. Lineage: Eukaryota; Viridiplantae; Streptophyta; Magnoliopsida; Celastrales; Celastraceae. The transcript has 9 exons. Gene Ontology annotation, biological process: proteolysis. The coding region runs from base 167 to 1897 and encodes 576 amino acids. Gene Ontology annotation, molecular function: serine-type endopeptidase activity; protein binding. The record is from RefSeq and is a predicted model, not a curated record.